AUGGCUUUUUCAAAAACAAAUUGGACACUGGUCGGGUCAUUGGCAUUCAUCUGUGCUGGCUUGGGCUUGGGGUCAGCAGCAGCACCAGUGCUUCUAUCAGAGUCAGCCCCAAAAAACAUUAGAGGAGCAGUAGUUUGUACAAGUGGCCUGGCAAGCACAAUUGGACAGUGGGCUCCUUACCUCAUUCUAUUGCUUUCCAAAAAGGUUAACUUCAGCUGGAGGUGGACGAUUGGUCUAUCUGCGGUGCCAACAUUCAUUCAGCUCAUUUGUAUGAUUUUUGUUCAGGAAUCUCCUUAUACACUAGCAAAGCAGGGAAAAAAAGGAGAGGUGGAGAAAUUCCUUAAGAGGACAUUUCCUGCAGAGAAGGUGCAAAAGGAAAUGGAUGAAAUAUUUCAAUCAUCAGUUGAAGAUUGUAAAAAAGAGGAAGAACAGGAGGUGCUUACUCAGAGCAGUUUUUUGAAAAAAAUUAAAACGUUAGUUAAACAGCGGCAAGUAUGGUAUUUGGUGGGUGCAGCUGUAAUGCAGCUAUUGCAGCAUUUUUUGGGUCUCACGUUUGUCCUGCACGUAUCACCUAAGCUUUCAGACAAAGCAGGUUUAUCAAAACCUGUUAAAUCCCUUCUUCCUAAAUUUCUUGAUCUCCUCAGCUCGUUAUUUGUCAUUUUGAGUGUUGACUUUCUUGGAAGAAGAAAGUUGUUGAUAACCACUUUGUUGCUAUUGUUUUGUGAUCAACUUGUUCUUGGUUUUGUUUUGGGAAGAACUGAAAACCAAAGCUUGGCUAAAUUUGGUGUUGGAGCAAUAAGUAUAUACCUUAUGGCUUAUACGUCAGGGAUCGGGUGCCUUCCAAUACUUCUGAGCGUGGAGAUAGUUCCCUACAGCUACCGGGGAAUGGCUUCGGGAAUGGGUUCGUUUAGUAGCUGGCUAGGCACCUUAUGCACCAGCAGGUACACAGAUUUCACAGUGAACAAAAUAGGUCCCAGUGUAUUUUUUAUCUACUCUGGAGUCUCAGUUAUAGUUUUAUUUCUCGUGAUCUUUUUGAUCCCUGAAAAAGUGGGAACCCCAUUGGAGAAGAUCGACAACUCUGUGGGUCAAACCACUAAAUAUCAGCGGCUCGAAUAA
Molecule: messenger RNA, 1116 nt
Organism: Quercus lobata
Lineage: Eukaryota; Viridiplantae; Streptophyta; Magnoliopsida; Fagales; Fagaceae
Product: inositol transporter 4-like
Exons: 3
Coding region: 1-1116 (371 amino acids)
Biological process (GO): transmembrane transport
Cellular component (GO): membrane
Molecular function (GO): transmembrane transporter activity
Source: RefSeq, a predicted model, not a curated record